Molecule: messenger RNA, 1323 nt
Organism: Scleropages formosus (Asian bonytongue)
Lineage: Eukaryota; Metazoa; Chordata; Actinopteri; Osteoglossiformes; Osteoglossidae
Product: protein FAM13A-like
Exons: 10
Coding region: 1-1323 (440 amino acids)
Source: RefSeq, a predicted model, not a curated record
AUGUGGAGCAUGCUACUCAUCGGCUGCUGUUCAUCAUUACAGGCUUCAGCCAUGAAGAUCCAGGAGGCACUGAGUGGGAUAGACAUGGGAAGAGUGUACAGGAUCCCCAGGGGGGAUGGGUGCGAGGGGAUGACCAGCCUUGAUGGGUCAGCCCCGAAGGGAGACGACCACUGUGGAGAUCCAUCUCCUGUGGAGGCCCAGCUCUCUCCCCUUCCUGGAGGGUCUCUAAUCCAGCAGCUUUUGGAGGAGGAUAAUGAACCCCUGCCCUCCCCUCGCUCGCACACCUUCCGACAUGGCCAGAGGUUUGAGGAUGACACUGAGGUCCCACCCUCCCCACCCAACACGCACUCCUUCGUAAGUCGCCAAAGGAGCUUGUCUCUGGAUGCUUCCGUGGAUGACCGACAGGAGCUGACUGCUGCACAGGUCACCAAGAAGAUUCAUGCCCUGAGAAGGAAGGUCCGCAAGUAUGAGGAGAAGUUUGAAGAACAGCACAAAUACAGGCCCUCUCGCAAUGACAAAGCUGCAGAUCCGGACGUGCUCCGAUGGCUAAAUGAACUCACAAAGCUUGAAAAGGAGCUGAGAGAUUGCAGAAUGAGGCCGUCAGAGGACCACCGGCACCUCGGCGCCCGGCAACGUAGCUACACACUGCCCCGCAACUUUGGGUCUCAGAUGGAGAAGGCGGUGGACCCAGGGAGCACACAUGAUGCCCUGCGGGGUCGACUGAGGGAGGAGGACGCAAAAGAUGAGACCCACGCUGAGGUCAGGGUCGAGAUGGCAGAGCUGCAAAAGACCCUACUCUACUGCGAGAAAGUCCACAGCGGGAUGGUCACCAAAAGCGAGAACGAGACUUUGAAGCCACUGUCAGACAGACACCGGCUGGUGAAGCAGCUUUUUGGCCGACCUUCUAUUAUCCCUGUGAUUGAGGAAGAAGAUGAUGAAGAACUGCAGAAUGAGUUUGCUGUGACAGUGAAGCCCAACAUCAGAAUGCUCGGUCUCCUGGACCACCUGGAUGAGGAGGACUGCUUCAUCUUGCCUUUCAACAAGAUGUCCUCCAAAGACAGCAGUGACACUCAGCUCUCUAACCUGCAUCUCACCACUAUGUCUGAGCUUCUGGAGCAGCUCCAAGAGGCCAGGGUGAAGAAGACGAAAAUUCGACAGAAACUCAGAGAAUUCGAAGAUGCUUUUUUCAGGAUGAAUGGAAGAAAUGUGCAAAAGGAAGACCGCUCAGCCUUGGCCAAGGAGUACAGUGAAUACAAGAACAUCAAGGCAAAGCUGAGACUAAUAGAGGUGCUCAUCAGGAAGCGAGACUCUGAGGAUUUUUAA